AUGUCGGCCAUUUGCAUGCAAGGCUGGUUUCACUGCAGAGGAGAGGAGAGGCCUGACGCUCUGAUUGGUGCAGGAGUUGCUAGACAACAGAUGUCCAGCCGGCUGGGAGGUGGACUACCUGUGGAGGAGGGAGAGAGCAAAGAGAGUGAAAGAAAAUCGGAGGUGGAAAAUGAUGAGAAAGGAGUAUUCAAAAUAACUUGUCUCUGUUUCUCUCUGUGUUUGUAUCUCCUCUGUUUUCUUUUAGAUCAUCAAAAGCUGGAGAGAGAGGCGAGGAUUUGUCGUUUACUAAAGCACACCAACAUCGUACGACUCCAUGAAAGCAUAUCAGAAGAGGGUUUCCACUAUCUGGUGUUUGAUCUCGUUACAGGAGGAGAGCUUUUCGAGGACAUCGUGGCCAGGGAGUACUACAGUGAGGCUGAUGCCAGCCACUGCAUACAGCAGAUCCUCGAGAGUGUCCAGCACUGCCAUGUUAAUGGGAUCGUCCACAGAGAUCUGAAGCCUGAGAACCUUCUAUUGGCCAGUAAGCUGAAGGGGGCGGCGGUCAAGUUGGCUGACUUUGGGCUGGCUAUCGAGGUGCAGGGGGACCAGCAGGCAUGGUUUGGUUUUGCCGGCACCCCGGGCUACUUGUCUCCGGAGGUACUGAGGAAAGACCCAUAUGGGAAGCCAGUGGACAUGUGGGCUUGUGGUGUGAUAUUAUACAUUCUGCUGGUGGGCUACCCUCCCUUCUGGGAUGAGGACCAGCACCGCCUUUACCAGCAAAUCAAGGCUGGAGCUUAUGAUUUCCCAUCCCCAGAGUGGGACACAGUCACUCCUGACGCCAAAGAUCUGAUCAACAAGAUGCUAACCAUCAACCCCAGUAAACGCAUCACUUCCCCAGAGGCCCUCAAACAUCCCUGGAUCUGCCAACGGUCCACUGUAGCUUCCAUGAUGCACAGGCAGGAGACUGUGGAGUGCCUGAAGAAAUUUAACGCCAGGAGGAAACUCAAGGGAGCCAUAUUGACCACCUUGCUGGUCACAAGAAACUUCUCAGCAGCCAAGAGUUUGCUCAACAAGAAGGCAGAUGCUGUAAAGGUCAACAACAAAGCCAACACAGUGACCAGUCCUAAAGAAACUGGCCCUACCCCUACUCUGGAACCACAGACAACUGUGAUUCACAACCCUGUGGAUGGAAAUAAGGAGUCCAUUGAGAGUGCCAACACCACCAUUGAGGAUGAUGAUGUAAAAGCCUGCACCAAUAACAAUAAAGCUCGCAAACAGGAAAUCAUCAAAGUUACUGAGCAGUUGAUUGAGUCUAUCAACAAUGGAGACUUUGAUUCCUAUGCGAAGAUUUGUGAUCCUGGUCUAACUUCCUUUGAGCCGGAGGCCCUGGGCAACCUGGUGGAAGGACAUGACUUCCAUCGCUUUUACUUUGAGAAUGCUCUGUCCAAAGGGAACAAGCCAGUGCACACCAUCCUCCUGAACCCACACGUGCACCUAAUUGGGGAAAAUGCAGCGUGCAUUGCCUAUAUUCGACUGACCCAGUACAUGGAUACCAACGGCAUGCCCCGCACCAUGCAGUCUGAAGAAACCCGUGUGUGGCACCGUCGUGACGGCAAGUGGCAGAACAUCCACUUUCAUCGUUCGGGCUCGCCCAGCAUCCCCUCCCAUUAAUGGAAUAUCAACAUUUGGUCCAAGAAGAAAAUCCCAUCAGCAAAUCUAGUAGGGCAGUCAACUAGCCAACCCAUGACUGCUCUCUGACCUUUGACCCUUCUAUGAGGACAUGACAUCGCAGGAUACAAGUAUUAAUACAUUUUACUGUUAUGGCAUUUUAUUAAUGGACAUCAGUCGAAAACCACCACCGGGUGGCUGCACACCGUAUUUGAACAUUAUGAAAAAGAGCAUAUUGACAUUCUUUUUGUUUGUUUUUUAAGAUGUUUUGGUAUGCAUUUUAAAUAUAAAUUAGAGAUGUUUAAAAAUCUACUACUGUAACCUCUCCCAAAAAUUAGUUCGGUAUUUUUAUGUGUAUUUAUGUGUGUGCAAUACAGAAACAUUUGGAAGAUCAGAAUGUUAAAAUUGAGCUUGCUUUAGUUCUGGUGAUGUAUAUACAUUGUGAUUGUUGAUAAAAACAAACAUUGAAAUUGCUAUUCUUGCUAUCAGAGGAAUUAAGAGUUUACGUAAAAUCCAGUUUAUUAUUUAUGUUUGCUAUGAGCUAAGUCAUAAUGUUUGAAUUGUCCAAUUUCAAUCUAUAAUACUAAUUUAAAUGUAAAGAAAAGCAGAGCAGCUUACACUUUGCAUCGAGAUAUGUUUGCCUUUAUAUCAGUGAAAUAAGAAAUAAGAGAAUGUAGCAUAUAUGUAAUAUAUGAAAAUUCAAGACUAUUGUGUAGUGCAUGGGGGGGAAUAUUGUAAGUAAGAUCAUAUAAAACUAUAAUAUCUUCUGUUUGAUUUGUGAAUCACUGACUUGUUUGUUUGCAUAUGUUAAUGUUGUGCAUCAGUCCUGUCCCAAAUGUUUCUUAUGUCCUCCAGUAUCAUGGAACUGUUGUAAAAACAAAAACACAGUAAUGGUUAAAAUCCAGCGUAAAUAUCAAACCUCAUAUCUAAAAGGAGGGAAAAUGGCACCCCUUACAUUUUGUAUAAGAAUUAGAAAAAAACAAACUCAUUUUUCAUAAUGUUUGUACUUGUAUUGUAUGACUGUAUGUAGGGUUUUUGUUAUUUUAUUAUUGUUAUUAUUUUAAGCGUGCUACUUUGCCAAUUGUAAGGGAGGAGUCAGAGAGGAUGAAGAUAUAGCAUAGCACUGUAGUCCACCCUUUGAAAGGGCAAGUGUUAACCUAACGAUUGGGCUUAUAAAUCCAGAGGGCCACAAGAGCAUUGGAUUAAAGAACGUAGCCGUCAGACCAGAGGAAGGAAUCCAAUACAUGUUGGGAUGUCUUCCUUGGCGAUCAGUGCUUCUACCAACCAGUGACCUCCUCACCACUGCAGGACAAUGCCAGUGUCUUCUUCAUCCUUACUAUUUGCUCUUUUCAAUUGGUCUCUUCUUUUGUAAGGGGAAUAUAUGAUAAACAUUUCUUUUGACGAAACGUAUGAUGUCAAUGCAUUGCACCACUCCUUAUAUGGUUUGAACCUGUUGCCAGCACGGCAAAGGAUGGCUUAACAUGUUUAAGAAAUAAAUAAAUCAGCUAAAAGGUGUGAUAAUGAA
This is a messenger RNA of Notothenia coriiceps (black rockcod), 3172 nucleotides long. RefSeq names its product calcium/calmodulin-dependent protein kinase type II delta 1 chain-like. The record is from RefSeq and is a predicted model, not a curated record. Gene Ontology annotation, biological process: protein phosphorylation. Gene Ontology annotation, molecular function: calcium/calmodulin-dependent protein kinase activity; ATP binding; calmodulin binding. The coding region runs from base 1 to 1650 and encodes 549 amino acids. The transcript has 20 exons. Lineage: Eukaryota; Metazoa; Chordata; Actinopteri; Perciformes; Nototheniidae.